AUGCUUCCAAAUGAUUCUUUUGAACAAGAAUAUGAUUUUAAAGAAGCUGAUCGAGCAGAACUACGUGAGAGGCCUGUGCAAUUUCAAUGUGACGAAGAUCCAUUUGGUUUAAGUGAUUUCUUAAAAGAUGUACGACAUGGUAGUGCUGGUAGUUCAGCUCUAUCAGCUAGUCGAUCUUCUAGUUCAUCGUUUAAACGUAGUAAUGCAGAUGAUCAACAAGAGCAAACUAGUGAAAAACGUCGCAAGAAAUAA
Molecule: messenger RNA, 252 nt
Organism: Rotaria sordida
Lineage: Eukaryota; Metazoa; Rotifera; Eurotatoria; Philodinida; Philodinidae
Source: the annotation of a GenBank genome assembly